Molecule: messenger RNA, 4893 nt
Organism: Conger conger (European conger)
Lineage: Eukaryota; Metazoa; Chordata; Actinopteri; Anguilliformes; Congridae
Product: protein Hook homolog 2-like
Exons: 22
Coding region: 141-2273 (710 amino acids)
Biological process (GO): cytoplasmic microtubule organization; cytoskeleton-dependent intracellular transport
Cellular component (GO): centrosome; cytoplasm
Molecular function (GO): dynein light intermediate chain binding; microtubule binding
Source: RefSeq, a predicted model, not a curated record
UGGGGUUUUAGUGCAAGUACACGGUAUUAAAUUACGCAAGGGGAGGCCAUUCCUGGACUGGGUCGCAAGCAAAACAAAGUAGCAACUUAAGUAGCUAGUAAGCUAGCUAAGUUGUCUACAUAUUUCACAGACGAACCACGAUGAGUCUUAAUAAAGCAGAGCUUUGCGACUCAUUACUAAACUGGUUGCAGACAUUUCAGGUUCCCUGCUGCAGCAGCAAGCAGGACCUGACCAGUGGGGUGGCCAUCGCUCACGUGCUGCACAGAAUAGACUCCUCCUGGUUCAAUGAGACAUGGCUGGGCAGAAUCAAGGAGGAGAGUGGGGCCAACUGGAGACUCAAGGUGAGCAACCUGAAGAAGAUCCUGCAGAGCAUGCUGGAGUAUUACCACGACGUGUUGGGCCACCCGGUGUCAGAUGAGCAUCUUCCGGAUGUCUGCUUGAUUGGGGAGAUGGGAGACGUAACUGAACUAGGAAAGCUUGUGCAGCUGGUGCUGGGCUGUGCUGUCAGCUGUGAGAAGAAACAAGAGCACAUCCAGCAGAUUAUGACCCUGGAGGAGUCUGUCCAGCACGUUGUCAUGACCGCCAUCCAAGAGUUGCUGACUAAAGAGACUGUAGAACCAGGAAGCCCUGAGACGUAUGGAGACUUUGACUAUCAGUCUCGGAAGUACUAUUUCCUCAGCGAAGAGGUGGAGGAGAAGGAGGACCUGAGUGGGCGUUGCCGGGAGCUGGAGCACCAGGUUUCGGUGGUUGUGGAGGAGAAGGCCCUGCUGGCUGCAGAGCUGCUCUCUCUGAAGGAGCGGCUGUCCUCCUCGGACCCCCAGAACGCCUCCUCCACCAUCACCGGCAAGAAGCUGCUUCUGCUGCAGAGCCAGAUGGAGCAGCUGCAGGAGGAGAACUUCAGGCUGGAGGGCGCUCGAGACGACCUCCGCCUGCGCGAGGAGGCGCUGGAGAGGGAGGUCUCGGAUCUGCAGCAGCGCAACGAGGAGUUGACCAGCCUGGCAGAGGAGGCGCAGACGCUCAAGGACGAGAUGGACAUCCUGAGGCACUCCUCGGACCGCGUGAGCCGGCUGGAGGCGCUGGUGGACACGUACAAGCGGAAGCUGGAGGACCUGGGAGACCUGCGCAGGCAGGUGCGUCUCCUGGAGGAGAGGAACACCGUGUACAUGCAGCGCACCUGCGAGCUAGAGGAGGAGCAGCGGCGGGCCAACGCCGUCCGCAGCCAGCUGGACACCUACAAGAGACAGGUCCAUGAGCUCCACACCAAACACUCAUCUGAGGCCCUGAAGGCCGAGAAGUGGCAGUUUGAGUACAAGAACCUGCACGACAAGUACGAGGCCCAGCAGAAGGAGAAGGAGCGGCUGAUCUCAGAGAGGGACACACUGCGCGAGAACAACGAGGAGCUGCGCUGUGCUCAGGUACAGCAGAAGUGCCUGAGCCAAGCAGGAGGCCUGUGUGAAGAUGACUCCAGCACCGUAGGAAACCUGGCUUCUGAAAUCAUGCCCACAGAGUUCAAGGAGACGAUGGCGCGUCUGCAGAGUGAGAACCGCAUGCUGUGUGUACAGGAGGAGAGCUACAGGCAGCAGCUGCUGGAGGUGCAGGGCCAGCUGGAGCAGUCUCAGCGCAGCCAGAACACCCUGGAGACCCAGAACAGGUUGAGCCAGCAGCAGGUGUCUGAGCUGCGCUGUCAGGUAGAGGAGAUGCAGAGGGCUCUCCAGGAGCACGGCAGCAAGGCCGAGGAUUCAUCCCUGCUGAAGAAGAAGCUGGAAGAGCAUCUGGAGAAGCUGCACGAGGCCCACUCAGACCUGCAGAAGAAGAAGGAGUACAUCGACGACCUGGAGCCCAAAGUAGACGACAACAUGGCCAGGAAGAUCGGCGAGCUGCAGGAGAUCCUGAAGAAGAAGGAUGAGGACAUGAAGCAGAUGGAGGACCGCUACAAGCGCUACGUGGAGAAGGCGCGCACGGUGAUUAAGACGCUGGACCCCAAACAGCAGUCCCCUUCCUUAUCACCUGAGCUGCUCACCCUGAAGAACCAGCUGAGCGAGAAGGAGCGCAAGAUCCAGCACCUGGAGCAUGACUUUGAGAAGUCCAAGUCCAGGCACGAGCAGGAGGAGAAGCUCAUCAUCAGUGCCUGGUACAACAUGGGCAUGGCUCUGCAUCAGAAGGUGGCAGGUGACCGUUCGGGCUCGCCGGGCCAGGCUCAGUCCUUUCUGGCCCAGCAGAGACAGUCCUCCCACGCCAGGAAGGGCCUGGCCUCCAGACUGCAGCCCAGAUAAGAGCCGGCCCGGCUCCAGGACCCGGGGCGGAGGAUGAGCAGUGGUUUAUGGCCUCAGUACAGCACCAUGCGAAGGAAUGGCAGCACAGUGUCCCUGUUUGUGUCGGCCAUUUUCUCUGCUCCUCUUCGCUCUCUCUGGCGGCCCCUGCUGUUCAUCAGUGUUUUUCUACGAUCUCUGCUCUCUGGGUUUUAAUUUUUUUCCAGGCAUGGUACUGGCUCCCUCUACAGGUUCAUACUGGUACUGGCAAUGGUUGAUUCCUGCAGAAAAUGUUUCAAUCUUUCGUGCUGGUCACAAACAUGGAAAACAAACGCAUACUCGCCUCAAGCUUGCAGGAUUUAAUCUUUUUUUUUUUUUUAUGAUAAAUUUGUGAUAUAGAAUAUCUCACAAGAGCACACCGAUUAGAAUCUUGCAUAUUUCCUGUGCAUCUAUUUGUGAUUUGGUCUUUUUAAACUGUAAAUAGUUUUUAUUGUAGUAUUAUUAUUAUUAUUAUUAUUAUUAUUAUUAUUAUAGGUGUGGUCUGAACGGCCCUUCGUAAGAAGUGCACAGUGUAGAGAGCCCGAACAGAAAGGCCUUAAUGUUGGAACACUAAUCACACUGAUUAAUUGUGCCUGAUGUGACAGACAUUACAGGAGGAACCAGCCUGCUGUUUCUUGGCUUUUUAAAGUCCGUUUCUAUCAAUGGAAAUUAAAUUUCUUUAUAAUUGGGGAAAAGGGGGACUGAAUGACGCUAAUCUGAGGCAAAUGGUCGCUCCCUCUUUGGAGCUAAAUGGUGGCGAGACCACUAUUAAAGAGGUUCGAAGAGAACAAUGCCUGCAGCACAGAAUACGCUUCAACUGGAGAAAAACCUUCAUUUAGACACUGCACUCUACUAGGAGGUAAUCUUUUAAAAUGUUGAAAUAUGUAGUCCAUUUUAUUUACUCUGAUUACAUUGUGUAUUGCUAUGAAUUUUACUGAUCAAGACGUCAUCCCCAUUUCACUGAAGUGAUGUGCGAUGCUGUGGAUUUCACUCUGGUGGUCAUACUACCAGGCUGUCUGAACAAAAUGCCACAGGCCUUUAAAAUCCUAAGAUGAGAAGGAACUCUGCUAGUCGGUCCGUUUUGCUGUCCACCGUUUUGACUUGUUUUGAGUCGUCUUUACUUUUGUCCUUUUGUGUGUUUUGAAGUGGUCACACUGUCUUGUAAAACUGCAUUGAAACGGAGUUGAAACGCUGGCGGAACUUCUCUCUCAAAAAAAAAAACAAACAAAAAAAAAAGACAAAAAAAAAAAAAAACAUUUUCACCAAGUUGCUAUGAAUGAAUAAUUCAAGGUUCCUCAAGAACUUUUGUGUGCAACUGAAAUCUGUGCUGCUUAGUGGACAAAACAGGUAUUGCACAGGCCUGCACAAAUGAGCAUGAUGUUCCAUUGUGCACCUCUAUGUAUCUCCUCUAACACUACAUUAUGUAUAUGGUACACUGACACUAAAUUAUGUGUGGUACAGAUGAGUCACUGUCCCUCCAUACCUAUUUUAGACUUGCACUUCUGAGUGAUUAGUAAACUUCCCCACGAUAAACAAAGGGCACUUUUAACUUGAUCUAAUGGAGAGACGUGCUUUUAUGACUCCCACCUCUUUUUCCUAGCUACUUUGAUAAUUUGAACACUUGAUGGCACCGAUAAGCUUGAAGUGCAUGAUAGAGGCUGUUCCUUGUGUACAGAACUUCUGACCAUUUGGAAUAUGAAUGUAUAUGUGCAAAACUGGAUCAAAGUCCGGUCUGAGUUCCUCAGAGAAUGCUGUUGUACUUAAACUACCUGGGAGAGUACUGUUCUACAAUAAUUACAGGUGCUAUGCUCGGUUUGGUAGCAAAUACACUGAAGCUAACCUUGCUUUGAACCCAUGUUGUACCUCGUGCACAUAGAUGAAUGUCACACCCUAACAUCCAUUGCUUUUUUCUUCUUUUUUUGACAAUUCUUUGGGAAAACUACCAAUGAUACCUGGCUUUGUUCAGACCUAAAUUGGUUUCUGUAAUGUAUUUUCUCUGGACUGAAAUGUGCAAAAACUGCUCUUCCCAACUCCUGUAAUUAGCUUUUUUAAAAUAUUGUUCUUGUAAAAUUAUUUGUCUUUCCAUGUAAUGCUUGUUAAUCAUUGGGGUUCCAAUCGUAAUCUUAGAAACCCAUUAGUGAACUAUAUAUGAGUGAGCUUCUGAGAACCCCGCAACAUGUUUCUGCAUAUUGGAUAUCGUACUUGAUAUCGAGUAUGAUAUGAUAUCAAGUGCUGGAUAAAGUGUAUACUUCCAAACAUUGAUUUGGGUUAACUGUGCUAAUGGUUUCAUUUUAAUUUUCAAAUCUGUAUCCCUACUAACUGACCGUAUCGUCUGUGUGUUUGUGUGUGUGAAACUGAUUUAACUCCACACUGUUUUAGCUCUUUUGGUAAGAAACCCAAGUUCAUUGUAUAGCUGUACUUCUGUAACCCAUUCUACAAGGCCAAGGGGUUGCUAGGGAUUUCUGUUUCUUAGACUUCUGACUUUGUUUUAUUAUUUUAGAAAUUGGUUAUCAGGAAUAGAGGGGUCGUGUGCAAAUUCUAGGUUUAGUCAGUCCAUCUGUUUUGUUUCUUGCACUACAAAUAAAACAGACAUUGGGUACCAGAA